CAGUGAUUGAAAAUAAGUAGAUAAUGGCUGAUGUCAGGAAAUGUGCUUGAGACAAAGAAGCUUGAGACAAAAUGUGCUUGAGACAAAUUUAUAAAUGGGCAAACAUUUAUAAAUGUGUUGUUUAGCAGCUGCAUUAUUUCUUUGUAUCAGAGCAACUUGUAACACCCACCCUGCAAUAACAUUUGUUAUCUUAACGUUGAUACUUACUACCCAUUGCCCAAAUACAUGAUGAAUGACAAGCUGAAGAUAGUUUUGAUAUGUUAUAGACUUCAGUACCAGUAGACUCCAUAGGUCAAUAUUUACUUACUAUAACAUAACCCAUUACAAUGACCCACUUGUCCCACUGAUGUUACUUGUAUACCAUCAAUGAAAAAAAUUGAUUUAACCUUAUUAGGUGGGAAAUAAAAUAAUGGUGGUGAAUUUCUUCUCAUGGCCCUCUUUCUAUAGGUAUGUUACAAAACUUACCUUCAGGGGCGCUGCAGUUCUGCCACUGGCCGUCUGCGCGACUUUGGCGCCUUUGAGGGGAGGGGGCGAGGUUAAAGUGUGUUUUUUCUCCUACCUGUCCUGGAUAUAUUUUCUCGGAGUACAAGCUUUUGCUGAAGAAUUGUUCCGACGGCCGUUCUGUGAAUUUUUUUUUUUUUUUUAAAUCGCCCGACAAGUUCAGCGCUGGAGAAAUUUAAAAAUCAGCUUCUAAAGCCGUCAACGCCGACAACGGGGACGGAUUUCACGUACAGGACAGAUUUCAGGGCACACCACAGCACAGAGUCUGCCUUGUUGAAGGUACAUAAUGACCUACUGCUCACCGUUGACUCCAGCGACUGUGCAAUCAUGCUCCUUCUCGACCUCAACGCAGCAUUUGAUACUGUCGACCACACCAUCCUAAUUGAUCGUCUCCGGUACGGGGUUGGUAUUGAUGGCACAGCCCUGAGCUGGUUCAUCUCCUACCUCAAAGGUAGGAGUUUCUCUACUAACAUAGGCAACUCUCAUCCCCAGCUAGCCUCUGCGGUGGGGUUCCACAAGUUUCCAUAUUUGGCCCCAUUCUCUUCUCCAUGUAUAUGCUCCCCUUAGGCCAAGUCAUUCAAAGGCACGGCAUUUCCUUCCAUUGCUACGCAGACAAUACACAACUAUCUCCCCUGAAGCACAAAAAACGAUCAAAUCUGCUUAACCAUAUCCGCUGUCUCGAGGAUAUAAAGUGUUGGAUGGCCCAGAACUUCCUCCAAAUAAACAAGAGUAAGUCUAAGGUCAUCCUUCUUGGCCCCUCGGACUCAAUCAAAAUGAUAGCAGGCCUUGGAAGCCUUACCCCAUUACUCAAACCUCACGUCAAAAACCUUGGCGUGAUAUUUGACUCAGCAUUGAAAUUUGACCAAGAAGUCAAUGCCGUGGUUAAAGCUAGCUUCUUCCAGCUUCGGACGAUAGCUAAAAUAAAACAAUUCGUCCAGUUUGAUGACCUCGAAAAGAUCAUCCACAAAUUUAUCGCCUCCCGCCUAGAUUACUGCAACUCCCUCUACACUGGCAUCAGCCAAUCUUCCCUGCCCCGCCUGCAAUUGGUCCAAAACGCCGCAGUGAGACUACUGACGGGCACCCGAAAAAGGGACCACAUCACCCCGAUCCUGGCCUCUCUCCACUGGCUCCCUGUGCGGUUCCGAAUAAAUUUCAAGAUCCUCCUUUAUGUCUACAAAGCCCUUAAUAGGCUUGCCCCCACCUACAUCUGCUUACCCACCACACUACCUCCAGGUCCUCAGAUCGGCCGACUUGGGGUUACUGAACACCCCACGGUCUAGGCAUAAGCUCAGGGGCGACUGCGCUUUUGCGGUUGCAGCUCCUAGACUGUGGAACAGCAUCCCUCUUCCCAUCAGAACUGCCCCCUCCAUCAACUACUUUAAGUCGAGACUUAAAACUCAUCUUUACUCUCAAGCCAUUCUUGACGUCCUCUGAGUGAGGGCUAUAUGUAUGUAUUUAUGUAUGUACUUAAUCUAUGAACCAAUGUUGUAUAACGUUAGUACCCCCACCAA
This is a messenger RNA of Leucoraja erinaceus (little skate), 2012 nucleotides long. RefSeq lists its product as uncharacterized. NCBI's taxonomy places the organism in Eukaryota, Metazoa, Chordata, Chondrichthyes, Rajiformes, Rajidae. The transcript has 2 exons. The record is from RefSeq and is a predicted model, not a curated record. The coding region runs from base 1050 to 1781 and encodes 243 amino acids.